Molecule: messenger RNA, 3290 nt
Organism: Bacillus rossius redtenbacheri
Lineage: Eukaryota; Metazoa; Arthropoda; Insecta; Phasmatodea; Bacillidae
Gene: noc
Product: zinc finger protein Noc
Exons: 2
Coding region: 251-1576 (441 amino acids)
Biological process (GO): negative regulation of DNA-templated transcription
Cellular component (GO): nucleus
Source: RefSeq, a predicted model, not a curated record
GGUCGUACGGAGUAGUCAUUGUGUGGUCGAGUGCUUCUCUGAUUUCUGUUGUGUGAAAAAUCAAACUUAUCUUAAGAAAAAGUUUCAAUUAUUUCGUUUACGUAAGAACAUUUAACCCGAGUGCCGGUACGGACAGAUCGUUUCUUCCGUGUAGUUAUUCCCGCGUCUCUCGUGAUCUUGUAAACAUCGUUGUAAUAUUCAUUUGUCUUUGUGUGGUGUGAAAGUGCUUAGUGAGCAAACGUCGUCACAAAUGGUGGUUCUGGAAGGUGGUGGAGGUAUGCUCACCACAGGAAGCAAUCAGUACCUCCAACCUGAUUACCUCUCGCCGCUGCCUACCACGCUGGACGCGAAGAAGUCGCCGCUGGCCCUGCUGGCGCAGACCUGCAGCCAGAUAGGCGCCGACUCGCCCAGCGCCAAGCCGCUCAUCCCGGCGCUGGAGAAGCCCAGCAAGAAGUCCGGCGGGGGCGGGGACGCCGCCUCCUCGCCGCCAGCGCACAAGGCGGACAAGGCGCCCGCGCCGCCGCCACGCGCCAGCCCCCCCGAGCCGCGGCUGGCCUUCAAGCCCUACGAGGCCAACGUGCUGACGAAGAAGUCGCCCGAGCCGCGGCCGCCGUCCAAGGCCAACUCGGCGCACAACGACGAGGACAAGAAGUCGUCGCCGCCGUCGCGCGCGUCCAGCCGCAAGUCGGCGUCGCCCCAGGCCACGACGCCGGCGCCCGCCGACAAGGCGCCGCCCGCCGCCGACAAGCCCGCCUCGCCCAUCGUGCGCUCGGGGCUCGAGGUGCUGCAGGGACACCCCAAGGACCUGCCGCUGGGCGCCUCGCCGUCCUACAAGCCCCUGGGGCUGGGCGCGCUCUGCUCGGGCUGUCCCCCGGGCCUGGACCCCGCCAACCCCGCCUUCCGGCCGCCCUUCGCCGGCGCCUUCUCGCACCACCACGCCGCCAUGCUGGCCGCCGCCGGCUACCCCACCGCCCCCGCCGCCACGCCCUACGUCAGCUACGCGCGCGUCAAGACGGCGUCCGGCGGCGAGGCGCUGGUGCCCGUGUGCAAGGACCCGUACUGCGCCGGCUGCCAGUUCAGCGUGCACCACCAGCAGCUGGCCGCCGCCUCCUGCCCCAGCGGCUGCACGCAGUGCGACCACCAGAAGUACGGCCUGGCCGCCGCGCUGUCGGGCCUCGUGCCGCCGCCGCUCGGCUACCCGCACCUCGCCCGCCCCUACGUCUGCAACUGGAUCGCCGGCGACUCGUACUGCGGCAAGCGCUUCGCCGCCUCCGACGAGCUGCUGCAGCACCUGCGCACGCACACCAGCCUCUCGGCGGACGCCGCCGCCGCUGCCGCCGCCGCCGCCGCCUCGCCCAUGUCGCUGCUGGCGCCGCACUCGUUCCUGCACCGCGCCUACCCCAACCCGCCGCUCAGCCCGCUGUCGGCGUCCAGGUACCACCCGUACUCCAAGCCCGGCCUGCCGGCGUCCCUGGCCGCGUCUCCCUUCAGCGCCUUCAACCCCACCGCGCUGGGGCCGUACUACUCGCCCUACUCGCUGUACGGCCAGCGCAUAGGCGCCGCGGUGCACCAGUAGGCCGCGCGCGCUUCCUUCAGGCCGUACCAACCUUCAAACUGUCAUCUGCAGUCUUACAAUUAUACUUAUUAGUUGCCCUGAAACUGUUCUUAAGUAAAUUAUAGUUCAUUAAAAUUUAUCAAUUAAUUUAUUAUUUUCAAAUCACAAUUCCGUUUUUAUGUGUGAAACAAUCUGGCAAUAUAGUUGUUAGUUAAAUUGAUUAUUUUGUAUUUUACUACUAAUUCAAAAAUGCCUGCAGAUCUGCCAAUUCGAACGCGGCUACGAACACGGCUAUGAUUGUUUCGGAACGCGUGUGUCACGGUCGGGAUAUUUUCUUUGAAAGUGUUCUUUCAUUCUUGUCCUUAAAUCCUUCGUACCAAACCAAGCCAGAAAUUAUAAUUCCUAAGACAUUUGUGCUUAUUUAAGAAACGCGUUCUUAGGCAAGAAAUCUUGUCAAUUACAUUGUUAGUAUUUUUUCUUGACUUUAACUGUCUGUUAUUCCAACGUUAUUGGUUGGCGUUUUGUAAUGCAUUAUUCAUUUGAAGUUUUCGAAAAAUUAUAUUUAAGUAUAUCCUUUUUUAGCAUUACUAAAACUUCAGCGUAUUUCCUGUUAUUUAAGCUUUCGAAGUAGAUUAUGCGUCUGUGUUACUUAUUUAUAUUUAGUAAGUUCCCAUUUUGGAUUGCUAAGUGAAUGAAUACAAGUCACAAGGCGCGUUGACAACGAAAGAGCUUGCUGGCUAGAGUUAACCAUUAUAUCUAUUUUGCGAGUAGUGCCCUGUCUAAAUAAUAUUGUGUGGACAGUCCGUAUCUAAACUCAUUAGUACAGAAUUUUUUUCAGUGAUGCAAAUUACAAGUAUAAUUUCCGUAUUUCGUUAGUCAAAAUGUGAUUAGAAAUACUGAAGAAAGUGUUGACUGAGGGAAGUUAUUAUUAGGCCACACUAUCUGUGAAGAAUGCGAUUUUCUUUUUAUUGUAAAUAGCUCUUAAUAUUUAAUAUUGUCCAAAAAGCGAAAUAAUGCUGUGAUAAUGAUUUACUCAGUACUGUAUCGUGUUUAAGAGUCAACUUCGCCACGUGAAGUACGUGCGCAUGAAUGUCCUUUGUAAUGGCGGAAAAGUAAAGGUUUUUUCUUUAAUGCUGAAAUGCAUCAAGUAAGUGUAUCAAAUAGCUCUUUCCAGUAGUAUUUCAAUUACAUUACUUAUUUAUCGAGGUGUUCGAGCUGUGUAAUUGUUAAUAUUAUAUUUUCCGAAUUCACUAUGUGUGUGUUGGUGCAAUACGUAGGUGUUCAUACUUUGUAAAAGAAUUUUCUUUUGGUGUUUCUAGCAAUACUAUUUGUGUUUCAAUAUCCAAAUAAUGUGAUGCUGAUAUUACUCAAAGUUUAUUCAUUCAUGACUUAUAAUACAACUGUCGGGUGUUCAAUGCUCUAAACAGAACUAUACUUACACAACAUUCAAAUUUAACAGUUUAUUUCGCUCUCUGUUCCUUUAAUCAGUUUUUCUUAAAGUGGUGAUUUAAUGUUUUUUUUUUUCCUUGUAAAAUAUCCUUUACACAUUAUGUGAGAGAGUGUUGUCAUAUCAUAUUCAAAAUGUAUAUAAUGUUGAGUUUCCAUAUUGCUUUAAUAAAAUGUUUGUAGUAAUGAUUUUUGUUAUUUUUUAUUACAUAGAACGUUUGUGUCACGGAAAUAAUUAUAUUGAGUUUCCAGUAUCAGUGAUUUAAACUAUAAAUAAAACAAAAAUAUU